AUGGCACAAGCUCCGAACAAGGCACAGGAGCGUCUCUCUCAGGUCUCCAGUCAACUUACUGGCUCCGAUCCGCGAAACUCUGUUCUGGCCAAGUCUCCAGACGAUGUCGUCGUCACCUGCGCCCUACGCACUCCCUUUACGAAAGGUGGCAAAGGUCUACUGAAAGAUACUGCUGCUGCAGACCUGUUGGCCCUCACGCUGAAGAACCUCAUCUCCAAAUCCAAGAUUGAUCCAUCCCUUGUCGAAGACAUCGCGACAGGCUGCGUCCUUGCCCCUGGUGGCGGUGCCACCGAAUACCGUGCUGCCGCCCUUGUCGCAGGCUUCCCCGAAUCCACCGCAGUCAAGUCCCUCAAUCGGCAAUGCUCCUCCGGUCUACAGGCGGUCGUGGACAUUGCACACGCCAUAAAAGCUGGACAAAUCGAGAUUGGUAUUGGUUCCGGCGUCGAAAGCAUGUCCAGUCAAUAUGGCCCUGGCGCAGUGACCGAGUUCUCGGACCUACUGGAGAACCACCUUCAAGCCUCCAAUUGCAAGGUUCCCAUGGGCGUUCUAUCUGAACAGAUGGCAAAAGACAGAAAGAUAACACGAGUCGACCAGGACAGCUUUGCCGCAUCCUCCUAUCAGAAGGCACUCAAAGCACAACAAUCAGGCUUGUUUGACGAAGAAAUUGUGCCCAUCACCGUCAAGUACACCGAUCCAAAGACUGACGAAGAGAAAACAGUCACGGUGGACAAAGAUGAUGGUGUAAGGCCUGGGAUCACCCCUGAAUCCCUGUCCAAGAUCCGAGCAGCAUUCGCCAAAGAUGGGACUAUCCAUGCCGGCAAUGCAAGCCAAGUCUCUGAUGGUGCAGCUGCCGUACUCCUCAUGAAACGCAGCACCGCCGAACGGUUGGGUCAGCCAAUUCUGGGCAAAUUCGUGUCCAGUUCUGUGGUGGGUGUGCCCCCUUUGCUGAUGGGUAUUGGUCCCUGGAAAGCCAUUCCUGUGGCAUUGCAAAAGGCUGGCUCAGGGCUAUCACCUGACCAGGUCGAUAUUUUCGAGAUCAACGAGGCAUUUGCCAGCCAGGCGGUCUGGUGUGUCAAAGAAUUAGGUAUCCCGUUUGAGAAAGUCAACCCCAAGGGUGGCGCCAUUGCAUUUGGCCAUCCCUUAGGCUGCACUGGUGCUCGUCAAGUCAGCACACUCUUCACUGAACUAAAGCGCACCGGCAAGAAAAUUGGCGUGACCUCCAUGUGUGUUGGGACAGGAAUGGGUAUGGCUGCAGUGUGGGUAGCCGAGUAA
Messenger RNA from Exophiala bonariae, 1272 nucleotides. RefSeq lists its product as uncharacterized. Lineage: Eukaryota; Fungi; Ascomycota; Eurotiomycetes; Chaetothyriales; Herpotrichiellaceae. The transcript is spliced from 3 exons. Gene Ontology annotation, molecular function: acetyl-CoA C-acyltransferase activity. Gene Ontology annotation, biological process: phenylacetate catabolic process; fatty acid beta-oxidation. Gene Ontology annotation, cellular component: peroxisome. The record is from RefSeq and is a predicted model, not a curated record. The coding region runs from base 1 to 1272 and encodes 423 amino acids.